CCCGCCCCCCCAACUUCGCACUGUCAAAGCCCGUCAUGCUGGCGUCACCAUGCCAUACCCCCUCCCGCCCGGUGUUCAGCGGAGGUAAUACGUACCGCAAGAAACGAAAGCCUCGCGCUCGGACUUUACAUGCCUUCCGGGCGAACUGCAGCCUCGCACCUCCACAGCGACCAACUCGCCGACCAUCUCGAUGGCGAUGGAGAAGGUACGUAACGAAGCUUGGCGCCUCCCUGGAUGUCUCUGUCGACCCUGAUGGGCUCCAGAGGUGCGCAAAUGGAAGGCUAGUAGCAACCCAAACCGGUGGCGGCUCGUUAGAGCGACUUCCAGUAAAUCCCCUUUCUGUUUUCAAAGACAGAAAUCACCAUGGAGACCAGAUUUCGACGUGCACGAGGGUCUCCAAGACUCAAUCCAACCCGGCUCUUCCCGCAACUUCACGCGCGAGACGCGCGUUUUCAAGGGGUAAGCAACCAGACCCAAACCCAAACCAUCAGCAACAUACACACCGAGCCUUGGCUCUCAUGCCCGCUUAUGGCAGCGCUCGAUUGCGCCAUUUGCACAUGUUCUCGCUGACAAACAGGGUGGGACAGGGUGGGACAGAUUGCGGGUGGCACAGCCAUGGAAAAAGACACCGCGCUGUCGUCGCCAGGUUCGGGCUGUCGUCGCCAGGUCUAUAAAAAGGCAGGGCCCCCGGGCAUCCCGUUUUGAUUCCUCGCACU
This is a messenger RNA of Fimicolochytrium jonesii, 716 nucleotides long. RefSeq lists its product as uncharacterized. The coding region runs from base 36 to 674 and encodes 212 amino acids. NCBI's taxonomy places the organism in Eukaryota, Fungi, Chytridiomycota, Chytridiomycetes, Spizellomycetales, Powellomycetaceae. The record is from RefSeq and is a predicted model, not a curated record. The transcript has 3 exons.